GCGACGUUGAAGAUAUCUUUCCAACAACGAAUUCAAGGAUAAUUAAUAGAACUGCUGUCACAAACGAAAAAAUUCACAAGGGUGCCUACAGUCAACCACCGCUAAGGGGCACAACAACGCCAAUUUCCGUGCGUUAAAGAAAAUUUUACCUGGAAGAUUCACCAAUCACUGCGCAAAAGUAGGCAACAAGAAGGAAAUGAGCGGCUGUCGUAAUUAUCCAUCGUACUAUCGCUGCCUUAGUCAGGGGAACUAUUUAAAUUUUGAACAUCUGAGUGCUGAUAACUAUCCGUAUUAUCUGAGCAGCUUCUCUGGAGGCAACAGCAGUAAUAGCAAUGCCAAUAAUCCACUUUUCAAUUUCGGGACCAACGUAGAGAACGACACCAACGAUCUAUCCGGCAGCGAAAAUCAAUUCAACGAUUUCUUACAAUUACCCCUAACACCUUGGCGUACUUUGGAUCAAAAUUUAGAUAUAGAACCUUCAACUAGGAGUUACAGUUCCUCACAAUAUUUCAACUCAAUGAAUAACGAUAGACGCAAUGGUGGCGGUGGAGGCGUUCACGCUACCAAUUCGACAGACUCAAUUAAUAAUUCUUCGUCUCGCACACGUCGCGCACGUUCAAGGUUGGGUCAAUUGAAUCCACUUUUCCAUAAAAGGGAUAAAGCAGAAGAUGAAAAUGCAUUGCCAUCAUUACUAGUCAAGCAGGCACGCAAGACAGGCGCAAUGCAGCUGAGCGGCAAAGGCUUAACCACAGUGCCUGAUAAAAUUUACCAAAUAAAUGAAAUUGACAAAGAUUUGCCAACCUCACUGGAGCAGCUGACAGUUAAGGAGGAGGAUGCUUGGUGGAAUCAAAUGCCUUUAACGAAUUUAGACCUGAGCUCAAAUGCUUUAACACAUUUGUCGCCUAAAAUAGAAAACCUCGACACUUUGACCACAUUGACACUCCACGACAAUUUACUAACCAGCCUUCCUAGAGAAAUAUGCAGGUUGGAAAAGUUGGUGCGUGUCAAUUUGAGUCGCAACAAGUUGAGAGAGUUACCUGUUGAUUUUUAUACGUUACCUGAGUUGCGUUACUUGAACAUAUCGUACAAUGAAUUCGAGGAGCUGCACCCUAGUCUCAGCGAUUUGCACAUGCUGGAGUAUUUGGAUGCUUCACAUAAUUCACUUACGGCGCUGCCCAAUGGCAUUGGCUUCCUGGUGCGCGUGUCUGAGCUUUUACUCUCACAUAACCACAUAAAAGAACUACCCUCCGACCUGGUGAAUAUGCGUUCUCUACAAAAAUUGGACCUGAAUCAUAAUGACUUGAUUUCCCUGCCGGAGGAUAUUGGCAGUCUACGCAAGUUAUUGUGUUUGUACCUCCAACAUAAUGACAUAACGCAACUGCCGAACUUUGAGGGCUGCCAGUGUCUGCAAGAGUUGUAUGUUGCUAAUAAUCUAGUUUCGAAAUUACCAGAGAGUUUUUGCUCAAACUUGCCGCAUUUGAAAAUUCUCGAUUUGCGCGAUAACAAAAUUACGAAGAUACCAGAUGAAAUUUCACUACUGAAAAAUCUUAUUCGGCUCGAUUUUACCAACAAUUCAAUAAGCAAUUUGCCAUUGUCGUUGGCUUCGUUGGCGCAUUUGGUUAGUUUGCAACUCGACGGCAAUCCGAUCAAGUCAAUCCGGCGCGACGUGCUGCAGUGCGGUACAACGCGUAUCCUACGAACGCUGCGGGAUCGUGCGCGUGCUGCUAUCGAGAAGGAACAACGCCUUCUUCAAGGUGAUAAAAAUUCCCCAUCAUCGACAUCCUCAGCCACAUCUUUUGUACCUGCCAACUCCGGCACAAUGGGUGCGGAUGGUUUGAAUAGUCCACGGCGUCCGGCUGGCGGUUGUGAUGAAGAUGCAACUUUUCCCGAUAAAUAUAAGAUGAGAAACACACAUACACUGAACGUGACCAUGCAGUACCUAUCCACAGUGCCUGACGAGGUAUUCCAAACGGCAGCGGAAGAGCAUGUCAGCUGUGUGGAUCUCUCCAAGAAUCGUUUCGAAAAAUUGCCUGAUUCACUUCAACUACUCAAGAACAGUGCCAGCGAGUUGGUGAUGGCCAACAAUCAAAUAACCAAAGUGCCAACAUUUAUCUCACAAUUCACACGCCUUUCCCUGCUCAAUUUGUCAUGCAAUCACUUGUCCGAUUUGCCGAAAGAGCUGGGUGUCCUGAACACAUUGCGAGAAUUGAAUAUCUGUAAUAAUCGUUUCGAACAUUUACCCAGCUGCCUUUAUCAAACGCAAAAUCUAGAAAUUCUCCUGGCCAGCGACAAUCGUAUCAAGCAUAUCGAUGCCUCACCAACAGGAUUGGGUGCUUUGAAGCGGCUUGCAAUUUUGGAUUUGCGCAACAACAACAUUGAGCAAGUGCCACCCGUACUUGGAAACCUCAAACACAUUGUCACACUGGAAUUGAUUGGCAAUCCCUUCCGGCAGCCGCGCCAUCAAGUGCUUGCUAAGGGCACAGACGCUAUUAUGUCAUAUUUGCGUGAUCGCAUACCGGCUUAGUGCUGAAAUGCGGAGCUGCGCCUCCUCGUUCGGUGUAGAGUUAAUAGAGAUACAUGAUACUUUUUAGAAACGAAAUGGAGAAUAUUAAUUUUGGUAGUCGCGCGAAAUUUUCAAUUUUUGCUUAUUUUAUAUAAAAUUAACUUAGCCGCUGUUGGCACAGGCGAGCUUUGGCGCAAAGCGGCUGAGUUGAUUUAGCUUUUGGAAUUUUAUUUGUGACCAGAGGAUACGCAAUAUUUACAUGCAUAAAUACUUACCAGAUAAUGUACGCUUAACCAAAAAGAAAAUAUAUAUAUUUUUCGCAAUAAAA
This is a messenger RNA of Anastrepha ludens (Mexican fruit fly), 2831 nucleotides long. RefSeq names its product leucine-rich repeat-containing protein 40 (gene f-cup). The record is from RefSeq and is a predicted model, not a curated record. The transcript is spliced from 12 exons. NCBI's taxonomy places the organism in Eukaryota, Metazoa, Arthropoda, Insecta, Diptera, Tephritidae. Gene Ontology annotation, molecular function: protein binding. The coding region runs from base 197 to 2524 and encodes 775 amino acids.